AUGCCCUCUCUCAUCUCGCCGUACUUCCUAGGCGCCGUCGCCGUGGCGCUUUGGCUCGUCCGGCUGGUGCUCACAGCCGUGAACUCACCUGUCCGCUCGAUUCCCGGGCCAUGGUACUCCAGGUUCACGCAGGCGGUCCUCAAGUACCACACUGUCCGGGGGCGGAGAAUGUACUACGUCGACUACCUCCACCGAACAUAUGGUCCAAUCGUCCGAAUCGCUCCUGAUGAAGCCGCGGUGUCGAGCCUAGAAGCUACCCAGAUGAUACAUAAGGUGGGCUCAGGCUUCAACAAGUCGGCCUUUUACGACGCGAUCACCUCGCAGCGUCGUGACGUUGAACCUGGUAUCUUCUCCAUGCGUGACAGCAAGCAACACGCCGCGCGAAGGAAGUUGUUUGCUAGGCCAUUCAGCCAGAAUUCGCUGCAGGCGAACUGGGAGUCUGUUGUUCAGAGCAAGGCGCGACUGGCCGUAAACAAGAUCCGAGAGGAGGCUGGAGCUGAAGGGGAAGCGGAUAUUUUAAAAUGGUGGACCUUGAUGGCCACGGAUGUGAUUGCACACCUGUCUUUUGGCGAGAGUUUCCGAAUGUUGGAGCUGGGUCGCCAAACACCGUUCAUCGAUGCGGUUCAAGCAGCCUUAAUGUUAGGGGUCAUGAUCAGUGAAGCCCCAUUCCUCCGCUGGAUCGGACCGCUCAUCCCCUUAAAGAGUGUCCAGAAGCUAUUCAAAGGAGAGGACCUUGUCUUUGAACACGGCGCCGUAGCCGUACAGAACAUGCGAACAGAUAGCGCCAACACUCAAAACCUCUUCGGGCAAAUGCUUUCCCAGGCUGAUAGUCAAGAGAAGACUGAUCUCACUGAUUCAACUGUCCGGCAAGAAGCCACCAAUUUCAUCGUCGCCGGCUCUGACACAACGGCGGUGACACUGACAUACCUGGUCUGGGCUGUCCUUAAGAGGCCUCAGCUGCGAGCCGCCCUCGAGAAGGAAGUAGCGGCACUUAGCCCGGAAUUGCAUCCUGGGGAACUUCAACAGGCUACGCUUAUGAAUAGUAUCAUCGACGAGGCCCUCCGCCUUCAUGGCGCAGCCCCUGGACCGCUGCCUCGCACAGUCCCUGAAGGCGGCGCUACAUUAGCAGGCCACUUCAUUCCUGCCGGCACGACUGUCACAACGCAUGCGUAUACUCUGCACCGAGACCCAGAUAUCUUCCCCAACCCGCUCGAAUUUGACGGCUGGAGAUUUGUCAAACAACCUAUGAGUCCAGUACAGAAGGCUGCUUUUAUGCCCUUCGGAGGCGGCACUCGAGUCUGUGUCGGUGCGCACCUGGCGUACAUGGAGCUUCGACUUGCCACUGCCUUGUUCUUCAGACAGUGCACAGGGGCAAGGCUGAGUCCAAAGACGACCGAGGAUGUCAUGGCGAUGGCUGAGACUUUCCUCAUAGCGCCCAAGGGCCACUUCUGUAACAUUGUGCUGAGUUGA
Diaporthe amygdali is the source of this 1470-nucleotide messenger RNA. RefSeq lists its product as uncharacterized. Gene Ontology annotation, molecular function: heme binding; monooxygenase activity; iron ion binding. The transcript has 4 exons. The record is from RefSeq and is a predicted model, not a curated record. Lineage: Eukaryota; Fungi; Ascomycota; Sordariomycetes; Diaporthales; Diaporthaceae. Bases 1 to 1470 code for a protein of 489 amino acids.